This is a messenger RNA of Brenthis ino (lesser marbled fritillary), 4425 nucleotides long. NCBI's taxonomy places the organism in Eukaryota, Metazoa, Arthropoda, Insecta, Lepidoptera, Nymphalidae. The record is from the annotation of a GenBank genome assembly.
AUGGAUCCAGGUGGAGGGCUCAGUAUAGGUCCUAGUACGGAACCACCUCCCCCAGGUUCUGAAUCUUUUUUGACUUUCGAUAAAGAUCCGGUGACACCUAAGACUACUCCUUUAACACCCAAACUGCUUUCGUCGAGCAAAGGCGUCGAAAAUGCGAAGAAGAGACUUAGAGCAUUUUCAAUACAAAAGAAAACUCCAAUCACACCUAUUAUUUUACCUAAAACCGUUGGAACUGGAAAUAAUACAGUAUUAAUUGGUAAACUGAGUAGUGUAAAAACAACUCCUAAAGUUGAAGAUCCUGAACAGAAAAAACUGCCAAGACCUCCUAAACCUGGGACAUCUAGACGAUCUUUUCAAGAUUCCUACACUGAUCUGCAAAAGAGAACUCUUGCAGAGAUAGAAGAUAUGAAGCGUAAAAUGGAAUUAGUUGAACUCGGAAUACCACUUGGUUUAAUUUGUCCCACUUCCACCAGUGAAAAAGCCAUGCCCACUAAAGCUAUGCCACCUAUAAAAUCAUUUUUAGAUCCACAGAAAUUAGACGAGAUUAUCCGAGAGGCGAAGAAAGCAAAAGAAGAUGGAAAGGAAUUUAAAUUUGACUAUCAAAAGUUAUUGCCUGACUACGAUAAUCCAUUUCAAAGGAAGAAAGAGGAGUUUGAUAAAGAACGCAAAUCUGAUCGCCGCAAGAGUGAGCCUGAGAAAGACAAGGAUCGACGUAAAAGUGACAAAUAUGAAUCCAGAAGACAUGAGUAUAGGAAAGAUGAUACAAAGUAUAAAGAAAGAGACAGAGAUAAAACAAAAGAAAAGAACAAAGAUGGUGUUGAUGAUUCUAAGCAUAAAGAAAAGAUAGUAGAUAAAGAAACAGAUGUAAAUCUCAAUGAUUAUUUGGUUUGUGAUAGCUGGUCAUUGGAUAAUGAUGAUAAAAAUAGUACUUCAAGCCCUAAAGGACAAGAGCGACCAUCGCAGUCGUCUGAUACUAAAAUGAUAGAACCAUCUGAACAAUUAAAGGCGAGUAUUGCGAAGAAGAAAGAAAUGUUGAAAAACUGCGCAGUCGAUAUUCCUACCAAAAAUAUACCCGUCAAAAUGGAAAAGUUACAACCGGUAAUAGAUUCUUUUAAAUACGAAAUAGAUCCUAAUGAUGAUGAAGUUCUAGAUAUUUUUGACGAAGAUUCAGAUUUAGAAAAGUAUGCUCAGCAAAAGAAAACUAAAAAACAUUCUUUAUAUGAUGCAACAGAUAAAAAUGUGGUUGAUUUCAAUGUUAGCAAUUCUACAGACACAACUUUAGAUAGUUUGAACGAUGACACCUUCUUAGAAUCUGUUAUCAAUGAAAUUAAACAAGACGACGAGCUUAGUGAGGAUAGCCAAGAUAAAGGUUUGGUCGAAUAUGACAUAUCGCCUAAUCGAGACGAAAGUCCAAGACGGUCUAAGCGAGGUUCGAUAACCCCUGAGAUUCAGGAGAAAGUGCGUUCUCAAAGUCAGAAGAGUGAUUAUUCAGAGGGUUACAGAUCCUCAGACAGUUAUAAAACAAGUGAAACGACCGAAAGUGGAUAUAAGUCCGUCGACAGUUACAGAUUGUCGGUAGAAAAAGAGUUAGAUGAUGCGUUACAGUCCAAAAUGUCCAAAUCUACUGUAGAUUCCUUAGAAACUUGGAGUUUCGUCCUUAAAAUAUGUCAGCCACUUUUGUUUAGACACGACAAAAAUAAAUGUUACAAAGAAACAAGAACUACACCGAAGAUUUGGUAUACAACAAAUCCGAAGCUAUGCACUUGUGUGAAAGACCGCAGUAUCGUUUACGAGGAGUUGGAAAUGUGCAAAAUGAGUUUGGUUGAUAGAGUCUACGGUUGUGAUCAGAUAUCAGACUCUCCUUGCGCAACAGUACGCAGUUGGUACCCACGGAAUGGUCUAAGCGUGACGGAAACGAACCCGGUACCCUUGUCCAAUGAGUGGGAGGCGGAGGAUAGCCAGCAAGCCCUCAGACCACUACCCUCCAAAACCCUCCCCGGCCUCUCAGGUCGGACUCCCGCCACUCCUCAGAGGCGCGAUGAGAUGUCUUUGGAUAGGGAGUACCAGAGAUUUAUGGAAUCAGUUUGGCCAGAAGCAGCUGAUUCCAUACCAGAAACUUCUAGAAGCACUACACCAGUGAGACAAGAAUCUAGAAAGAAAAAGAAAGAAGAAGACAAAGAAUCCGAAGAGAAGAAAACUAAAAAAAUCAAAUUGAGUAGUGAAGGAUGGAGUCAAGAGUCAGAUAUAGAAGAGGAUCAAGGCGAUAAAAGCAAGAAAAUGAAAGUGAAAUCUAAGUCGCGCAAACGGAAACACUCGACGUCGUCGUCGUCUUCCUCGUCUCUUUCUGACAGCGACGAUUCUAGAAAGAAAACGAAAAUACUUAAAAAGAAGGCAUUGAAGAAAACCAAAUCAAAAUCGGCCAAACGCAGACGCAUCGGACGAAGGUUGUUAAAGAAGUUAAAGGAGAAGCAAAAGAAACGGAAACUUAAUAAGGACUCAGACUCUGAUGACGAUAGUGAUAAGAAGAAAGAUAAGAAGUCGAAGAAGAAGAAACAACAAAAGUUAAAGAAGAAAGCGCAAAAGAAGAGAAAAGCGAAACAAUCCAGUUCAUCCAGCUCUUCCAGCUCGGAUAGUUCGAGUGAGUCAGAUUCGGAAAGCGACAGAAAGUCUAAGAAGAUAAAGAAGAAUAAGUCAGGAAAGAAGAAAAUAAGUAAAAAAAGAAGUAGAUCAUCUUCUGACUCGUCACAAAGCGAAGAAUUAUUUGAUGUUAACAUCUUAAACAAUAUUAAGACAGAAAGAUUGACGGAUGAUGAAAAAGGUCAAAAAUUAAUGGAAUUUUCCCCUCGAAGACAAAAGCCAAGGGAAAUAAUUAAUGUUAAGGAGUUACAGAACGAUUUCGUUGAGAACAUACAUAUAAAAAAAGAAACAGAUGAGCCUAAAAGCAAGGAAGUGAUUCAAAGCGACGUGUUUGAUAUUGGCAAUGUUAGUCAUAUUGAAACUAGUUCCAAAGAAGAAAGCUAUGUUCUUAAGGAACCAUCAGAUUCAAGUCAAGAAAGUCAGGAAGAUAUUCCAUUACCCCCAGCUCCUGAACCAGAGGCUCCUCUUCCUCGAGAGCCCACACCUCCUCAGGAGCCGGCGGUUCCAUCGAUUCCUUACCCGCAAAUGGUGCCGCCGGCUCCUCAAAUCCCAUUGGCUCCUCUGGCCCCGCCUAUUCCUGAGGAAUCUAACUUAUCUCAAUGUUCUUCACAAGACUCCGUUUGUAGUGUUAAGGAAGUACCAACAUACGAAAAAGAUGAAAGCCACCUUCGGCCAUCGUCGCAGAAUUCUAACUACAGCUUCAACGACGUGAUUGCGAGCCAAAGUGGACUUUAUUCCAAGGGAAUAGAGUCGGAGAGAGAUGAACACUACGCGUACGAAGCGGAGACGUAUGAGAUGUAUGAACAGCUCGCUAUGGCAUAUCAGAGUGAUGUUGCCAGUCAGCGCGCGUCCCCCGGCGCGGGCGGCGCGGGCGUGGAGCAGCGCAUCGAGACGGUGGUGCGCGCGCGCUGCGGCGAGAUCAAGUGCGACUGGCGCGCCGACGACGCCGCGCCCGCGCGCCGCGCGCGCCCGCAGCCGCACCGGCCCUCGCGCUGGGGAUUAAAGCCGGGUGAAGUGAAUAUAGUGCUAACGGGCGCGGGCGCACAGUUCCCCGAACGGGAAAAGCCGCAGCCCGUCUACCAGAUACAGAGCAUUGCUAAUCGGAUGGACACUGUUACUGGAUACGAUGAAGCCUAUAUGGAUAUGUAUGGCGCGUCCGACCGUCUCCAAUAUGGCGACUGCUUCGCCACAGACUUCAUAACGAACACCAUAAACAAUGCAGUCAAUAUAGACGUGACUACUGACUCCACAGAUAAUAUAAACCUACCCACGAAUAAAGAGACCAGGACAAGUUCUCUGGAUGCGAGGAUCAACCAGGCUUUAAAGGAUACCAUUCUAGGAGAAGUAGCUAAAGAGGCCGAAAGUGAAAAUGACAAAGACGCGCCCGAAAAAGGAAUACUUAUUACUACGGUGUCGGAGGCGCGCGGCUCGAAGCGCGUCAGCUUCGCGGACGGGUACAAGCCCGGACAGGACUCCGACGUGGAGGACCCGCCUGUGAAGAGGCGUAAGAAGGCGCGCCGCGCGGGGUGCGCGUGGCCGUGCCCGGCGGCGCACGCGGACCACGUGCCGCUGUGGGACGCGCUGCCGCCGCCGCCGCCGCCGCCGGGCUCGCCGCCGCCCGCGCCGCCGCCCGCGCCGCCCGCGCGCCUGCUGCGCGCCAAGCCCGCGUCCUCCGCGCUCUCCGCGCUCUCCGCGCUGCUGCCGCCCCAUAUGGCUAAGUUUGAUCCUUCCAUCCCUCUGCCGGGUUUCAUGCCGCCCGAACCCCCACCCGGCCUCAUUACACUACAG